GCCCAAAAAUGAGAGGAAAGUCAAAUGAAGUCAAAACCCCUAAAACUUGAAUUAGGGUUUUUGCUUGCUCAGUUUUUGUAAGCUGUAACGUGAACUAACAAUUGCUCAUCUCCUUCACAAAAUUCGUAUUUUUAAUUAAAAUUUUGAUUCAAAGAAAACCCAUCCUUUACUCUUUUGUCGCCAUGGAUGUAGAAUACCCAGUUAAGGAUUUAGACAAUGAGGCAAGUGAAGAAGGAGAAGAAGAAGAAGAAGAAGAAGAAAUGGGAAACAGAAGCAAAGUGAAAUCUAAGAAAAAAGCAGCUAAGGAACAUAAAAAUCAGUUGCAAAGACUUCAAGCAAAGGAUCCUGAAUUCUAUCAAUAUCUGAAAGAGCAUGAUGAAGAGCUUCUACAAUUUACUGAUGAGGAUAUUGAGGAGGAUGUUGAUACUGAUGUGGAUGAUGCAAAAAUGCAAGUGGAUGAAAAAAUUCGUGGUAAUGAUAUUCCUGAAAAGGAAGAGAAAUCAUCUAAAAAUAUGAUUACUACUGAUAUGGUAGACUCUUGGUGUAAAUCAGUUCGAGAAAAUGGAAAAAUAGGUCCUGUUCGUUCUCUAAUGAAAGCUUUCAGAAUUGCAUGUCACUAUGGUGAUGAUAGUGGGGAUGACCCUUCAAUGAAGUUCACCAUCAUGUCCAGCAGUGUCUUUAAUAAGAUAAUGUCAUUUGUACUUAGUGAAAUGGAUGGCAUUCUUCGCAACUUGUUGGGGCUACCUACUUCUGGUGGUAAGAAAGAAACCAUCAAUGAUUUGAUGAGCACAAGAAAAUGGAAGAAUUACAGCCACCUGGUGAAGUCAUAUCUUGGAAAUGCCUUGCAUGUUCUGAAUCAAAUGACUGACCCAGAUAUGAUAUCUUUUACAAUACGUCGUAUCAAAUAUUCAUCCAUAUUUUUGUCUGGUUUUCCAAAUUUACUACGGAAGUACAUUAAGGUUGUCCUUCACUUUUGGGGUACAGGAGGAGGUGCCCUUCCUGCUAUCUGCUUUCUCUUCCUGAGAGAGCUAUGCAUUCGACUUGGAUCUGACUGUUUAGAUGAAUGCUUCAAAGGGAUAUACAAAGCCUAUGUUUUGAAUUGUCAGUUCAUAAAUGCAACAAAGUUACAACACAUUGAAUUUCUUGGGAAUUGUGUCAUAGAACUUCUUCGUGUGGAUCUUCCAACUGCAUAUCAACAUGCCUUUGUUUUCAUCAGGCAGUUGGGAAUGAUUUUGCGUGAUGCAAUAACUAUGAAAACAAAGGAAUCAUUUCGCAAAGUCUACGAAUGGAAGUUCAUCAACUGCCUUGAGCUUUGGACUGGAGCUGUCUGUGCUCACAGUUCAGAAGCUGAUUUUAGACCUCUUGCUUAUCCAUUGACUCAAAUAAUUUCUGGAGUUGCUCGCCUAGUUCCAACUGCUCGGUAUUUUUCCCUUAGAUUGAGGUGUGUCAGAAUGCUGAAUCGUAUUGCUGCUUCUACUGGUACUUUCAUACCUGUUUCUAUACUCCUUUUGGACAUGCUGGAUAUGAAAGAAUUGAACAGACCUCCUACUGGAGGUGUGGGGAAAGCAGUUGAUUUGCGUACCAUACUAAAGGUGAGCAAGCCUACCCUAAAAACACGAGCAUUUCAGGAGGCAUGUGUAUUUUCUGUGGUUGAAGAGCUUGCAGAACAUUUAGGUCAAUGGAGUUAUUCUGUUGCUUUCUUUGAACUGUCUUUCGUUCCAGCUGUGCGGUUACGUAAUUUUUGCAAAACUACCAAAAUUGAAAGGUUCCGGAAAGAAAUAAGGCAGCUUCUUCGUCAGGUUGAUGCUAAUUCUAAGUUUACCAAUGAAAAGCGUAUGCAGAUAAAUUUUCUACCAAAUGAUCCAGCGGUUACGACUUUUCUUGAGGAUGAGAAAAUGUCAGGAGCCAGCCCUCUGUCACUUUAUGUUACGACUUUGCGCCAGAGAGCACAACAGCGGAACAAUUCAUUGGCGGAAUCCAGUGUUCUUGUGGGUGAACACUCCUCCGAGUUUGGAAAUAAGGUGUCAGAAAUUGAUGAAGAUGAUUCUGAUAAUGAGAAAGGUGCUGCCAUCUUCAGUUCCUCCUGGUUACCAGGAGGUGAAUCCAAGGCCAAAGCUUCUAAGGAGAAAAAGAAAAAGAAAAAGAAAGGGGAGAAGCAAGAAGAGGGACCUUUGGAUGAAGAUGUCGUGGAGGACCUGGUACUUAGUUCUGAUGAAGAUGGAUCUGAUAAUGAUUCUCUUUCUUCUUCCGAAGACGAAGGUGAAAAAUCAGCAUCUCCUAUGCCACAGAACAAGAAGCAGAAUCCUCCUGAAAAUUCGUCAAAAAAGAGAUCUCGUACAAAGAAGUCAAAGAAGAAGUCUUCAGGGAGUCGCUCCCCUUCUGAGGGCAAAGGUGAUAAAGCAAAACCUGUGCCUCCUAAACAGCACAGGAAGAAACCAAAGCCUUAUGGAAAUUUGUCAACGAAGAAUGUACCAUCUGAGGCAAAGAAGAGGAAAAGAACUAAUUGAUGUAUAAGCAAAGUUGAAAAAGAGAAAGAGAAGUAAUUUAAUGAAGAAUUGGAUUGUCAAUUUUGAUGA
Messenger RNA from Ricinus communis (castor bean), 2576 nucleotides. RefSeq names its product nucleolar complex-associated protein 2. Gene Ontology annotation, biological process: ribosomal large subunit biogenesis. The record is from RefSeq and is a predicted model, not a curated record. NCBI's taxonomy places the organism in Eukaryota, Viridiplantae, Streptophyta, Magnoliopsida, Malpighiales, Euphorbiaceae. The transcript is spliced from 11 exons. The coding region runs from base 183 to 2507 and encodes 774 amino acids. Gene Ontology annotation, cellular component: Noc2p-Noc3p complex; nucleoplasm; Noc1p-Noc2p complex.